Messenger RNA from Talaromyces rugulosus, 528 nucleotides. RefSeq lists its product as uncharacterized. The transcript is spliced from 4 exons. The coding region runs from base 1 to 528 and encodes 175 amino acids. The record is from RefSeq and is a predicted model, not a curated record. Lineage: Eukaryota; Fungi; Ascomycota; Eurotiomycetes; Eurotiales; Trichocomaceae.
AUGGCUUCAAUGUUUCCAGAUCCUAGACGUAUUGUCACUGGCCACAGUCCCGAUGGCAAGGCCAUUGUAGUCGCAGACAGCACUAUUCCCUGCGUACCAAUACUGGGCAAGGCAAACUUUGCUGUUCUGUAUGAGACGCAUCGAUUUCCGGAAUCCAAUGACGAAUGGGUUGAUCCUACCAAAUCUCGUACUACCGAUCUAUCCAAUGACCAAGGCGUAGUACUUCGAGUGGUAGACUUUGCACCAAAUACCGAGACUAUGUUCCACAGAACCGAGUCUCUAGAUUUUGGGAUUUUGCAUAGUGGAGAGAUAACCUGUCACCUUGACGAUGGUGUGAGAGUCGACAUGAAAGCAGGCGACGUCUGCGUCCAGCGAGGGACGAUUCACGGGUGGACCAACUACUCUGACAAGCCCGCCAGGGUCUUCUUUGUUCUGACUGCCGCUCAUCCUGUCAAUAUUGAUGGGGAUCUUCUAAAAAAGACGGGAUAUUCACAGGAGGAAGUUCAGUCUGGUGGAGUGUUAAAUUAG